AUGGCCACCUUUCCCGCUGGUCUGGAGACCCCGCUUCUCAAGGUCAGCCGCCCUGUCGCAGCAUGCUCGAGGUGCCGCGCCGCUAAAGUAAAAUGCGAUGGCAAACUCCCUGCCUGCUCUGCUUGCGAACGGGCAGGGAAAGCGUCUAGCUGCCCAGGCGCUACAGAUGAGUUCGCUAAGGGAAAAGAGCGGAGCUAUGUGGCCUCGCUUGAAGGCCAAUGUGAACGGCUUGAGAAAGAAAUCGCCGAAGCGAAGCGUCGGAGGCAGAAUUCUAUAAUGGAAAGAGCUGCGAUGGGGCAGAACUAUAACUCUCCCCCGAUAUACUCUCAAGGCGGGAAGAAAUCUUAUCGCAAAGAGACAUCUGAUAUCAAUGACUUGGUGGGAGAUUUUGGAUUCCUCUCAGUUAACGCGACAUCGAGAGAUUUCUAUGGCAUCACAUCCUCAACAUCCUUUGCUAGGCUACUGUUAGCAGUGGCUGUAUCGAAGCCCUUACAGAAUGCAGGGGUAAACAGAGGCCUUCCAGCCCGCCCCGUAUCUUCUACGCUUAUCCAGCAUUACUUCGACAAUAUCUAUGUCCUGGCGCCCUUCUUUAUACAGACCAACUUUUGGGCAUCGUUCGAUGCCAUCUAUCAAGAAGGAGGACGUUUCGCCAAGAGUUUUGAUUAUUGGAUUGUACACAUGGUUUUAGCAAUCUCUCAGGCUCUAACCUCUCAUUCUCAAAUUGCUAGGCAUCAUGUUUCGAUAGCGCUCGAAUACGCCGAUGAUGUUCUUCAUCCCGGAUCGAUUGCUGGCAUCCAGGCCAUUUUAUUAUUGGCGCAGUAUUCAAUGCUUGACCCUGAACACUUCAGAACUUGGCACUUGAUUGGCAGUGCUGCUAGAGUCGUCUCUGAUCUAGGUAUUCACCAGGAGCAACUAUCUGAGCCGUACCUCAAUAAAACAAACCUAGAUCUUCGAAGGAAGGUUUUCCAUUGCGUCUAUUCCUUUGACCGAUAUGUUAGCAUUGCAUUUGGGCGAGCAUUCUCAUUCUCCGAUGAUUCUGUGAACGUCCCUCUUCCAGGCGUGCCGCUGCAGCCCAUUGGGGAAGCCUUAAACUGGACGACCCCCCUAUUCGCCAAGGGCAUCGAACCGGCCAUCUAUUUGUUCAAAAUACGCGGAAUACAGUCAAAGGCAUAUCAAAUUAUGUUUUUCAGUGGGCGGAACCCAGCCCCAGAGCCCUCGCUGUACACAUGGGAAGUCUGUGCGGAGGCUCAAAGCUGGUUCAAUGCAAUACCAAGAACUUUGCCAGGUCAUCUCAUUAUCUUCUACAACGCAGAGCUUUUCUUCACUUUUGUGAUUCUCCUCUCCCCGUCGAAUUAUAAUCCGAGCGUAAGCAUACUACACCGAGUUCUACUAUUUGAAUACGCCAUCAAGUUCAUCUCCCAAAUACACCAAAUAAUCAGCGCCGCUAGCUGGCCGCUGUUUUUCUCAUACAUCGACAUCCAACGAGUGUACACAGUAGCUAGCAAGUUCAUAGACGCUCUCGAUCAAUCGUACGACGAAAUACUUCUGGACACCCUUCCUGAGCUAGCCACCCCCGUACCGCCAGGAACGCACCAACCUCCGUACGUAUCCCCAACAGAACGGAUUGAUUCCAACGGCCGGGCACUGAAAUGCCUACAAAGCAUUGGCUCGAUUUUGAAAUAUGCUCACACCAGGUGGAAUAUGAGAGAUCUGCUGGAUGAAUUCCAGCGAAGUUCCAUUCAUUUGGAGAAACGGCUGAUACAAACCCAAGCACAUGGGCCUCAGCACCAUGUGGAAUUGGCGCCCGCUGUGGCUCCCGUUUCCUUCCCAGGGCAAGCGUAUACGAUGCACCCGGCGCAACCACAAUAUAUUCAACUGUCGCAGCAGCAGCAGCAACAGCAAAAGCAACAUCCUGUGAUGGCAAAUAAGAUGCCGACUCGCGAUAGCAACGAAUGAUAGCUAGUGAGUCCAAAACAGACGGUUCC
Molecule: messenger RNA, 1985 nt
Organism: Histoplasma capsulatum G186AR
Lineage: Eukaryota; Fungi; Ascomycota; Eurotiomycetes; Onygenales; Ajellomycetaceae
Product: fungal specific transcription factor domain-containing protein
Exons: 4
Coding region: 1-1956 (651 amino acids)
Biological process (GO): positive regulation of transcription by RNA polymerase II; DNA-templated transcription
Molecular function (GO): zinc ion binding; sequence-specific DNA binding; DNA-binding transcription factor activity, RNA polymerase II-specific
Source: RefSeq, a predicted model, not a curated record